Molecule: messenger RNA, 302 nt
Organism: Funneliformis mosseae
Lineage: Eukaryota; Fungi; Glomeromycota; Glomeromycetes; Glomerales; Glomeraceae
Source: the annotation of a GenBank genome assembly
AAUUCAAUAAUUCAAGAAAGAGUUUUAAGAAAUCUAGAAGAAAUCGCUCUUCUAGUAGACAAUUAAUCUGUAAUAAUAAUAAUCAAGUCAAAGAUUUUAUUAGACGUAAAGAGUAUACCCUAAACAAGUACAAUCAGAUUUUAAUAGAAUCAAAUACUUUAUCAAUAUAUGAUGCUUUACUCACAAAUAACAAUACGAACUUUAAAUUAAAAAUUCCAAAUGAUCCUCUUGCAUUGAUAAUGACUAAAUUAAAUGAGUUUAAUUCUAUAAAGGAGUACUUAACCAGAUUAGAUCAAAAGUAG